This is a messenger RNA of Adineta ricciae, 576 nucleotides long. Lineage: Eukaryota; Metazoa; Rotifera; Eurotatoria; Adinetida; Adinetidae. The record is from the annotation of a GenBank genome assembly.
AUGCAUCAAUCUGUCAAACAAAAGGCAUUCUUAGGCAAAGAAAAUAAAUUGAAUCAAUCAUUUUGUAUUCUCCAAGGUUUAGUUCCUGUCAUUCAAUCAGAAGUUAUUUCCGAUGGUGAUCAUGAUAUAUACGCAUGUCAGUGCGCUUUAGAGAAAGUACUCUCCUCAAUAUUUAAAGCUUUGUCUGAUUACGAUGUCUAUCUCGAGGGUUGUGUACUCAAAACCAAUAUGGUUACAUGCGGACGUCAAGCGAAAAAGAAAGACAAAUGUGCUGAUAUUGCUUUGGCAACAAUUACUGCACUAACCCGAACAUGCCCGGCAGCACUCGGAGGAAUUAUCUUUCUUAGUGGUGGUCAAUCGGAAGAAGAUGCGACAAACAAUCUGAAUGAAUUGAAUCGACCUGUCUAUCAAGAGAAAUGUCCUUGGAUAUUAACAUUUAGCUACGGACGAGCAUUGCAAACAUCAGCAUUGAAAGCAUGGAGUGGAAAACGAGAGAACGAAGUAAAUGCACAAGAGAGUUUUCUUAAACGCGCUCAAGUCAAUGCUCUUGCUUCUAAAGGAGAAUAUGUCAAAUGA